Gloeophyllum trabeum ATCC 11539 is the source of this 1422-nucleotide messenger RNA. RefSeq lists its product as uncharacterized. Lineage: Eukaryota; Fungi; Basidiomycota; Agaricomycetes; Gloeophyllales; Gloeophyllaceae. The transcript has 2 exons. The coding region runs from base 1 to 1422 and encodes 473 amino acids. The record is from RefSeq and is a predicted model, not a curated record.
AUGGUGGAUGUCGUGAAAGCGGACGGCAUGGAGUGCUCCUCCCAAUUUGGUGUAGCUCCCAUUGACGCCUUGCCUGAGGAUCUUCUACGGGAGAUCAUGCUUCUAGCUCUCCCUGAGUGCGAUUUGGACCAUCCGGAGUGGCCCGGGCCGGGGCAGGGCCCUGUGCAGUCUCUUGGGUGGCUCAAUACUCUGCGUCUCGCCGGCGUGUCCCGACAUUGGAGACAAAUUGCUGAGGACCACCCGCACCUUUGGAGCUGCUUCCGAGUAUCCGUAGGCGUGCAUCGGUUGGUGCCGUCCAAGGCACUUCACUUGACAAAGCUCUGGAUGUCUCGUGCCAAGGGGGUCCCACUCUGUAUAUCAUUCUAUCUUCCCUGGGGAUGUACGGAGCUGCCCCCGGGAAAGAUGCAGCUUGCCGUCGAAUGGAUGGAUCUCCUUCAGGCAAAUCUGCAUCGCUGCAGGAACCUGAAACUCUGCGGCCCGUCCCGUACAAUAUCACGACUGUCGGCAUCUUCUGACAUGUCCCGACUGGAGAACCUCGCGAUCUUGAACACAAUCGAAGACAACUCCUUGAGCCUGAAAGGUGUCUCGGCCCUCGCCUCUGCGACAAGGAUCCGGCGUGUUUAUCUUGAGGGGAUUAGCCCCGACUUCAACAUUAAAUCCAUCAACUGGGUGUCGGUCAGGGAUCUAGUGCUUGAUAUAUGUGGUCAAGCAUUGACAGCAUGCAUGGAUGUGCUCGUGGAGUGCCCGAAUCUCCUCACCCUAAAAUUGACCGUGAAAUGCUUAGACAGUCGGGACGUGCCACGAUGGUGGCGCCCACGGCCGACUUACGCCAGGCUGCACACACUUGACGUCGACGCGCCAGAUGGAUAUGUCGACCUUGCGAUUUUCGUGGGCUGGCUCUGUGUUCCUGCCUUGCGCUGCCUGAAAAUCAAAGCAGGGAUAUACCUCUGGCCCCAGAUCAUGAGGAUAGUUGAGCGAAAUGCGUCCCCAAACCAGCUCCAGGAGCUCGAAGUGGACCAUAACUAUGACCGUCCGUUCAGCAGAGACGAGAGGCACCUCCUAGAAUUCUUCAGGUGGAUACCUCAGCUGAGGAUUCUCAGGAUGAUCGGAGGACAUCAGGCGUUGGGCCCGACAAUCCUGGACCGCAUGACCGUCAGACCCAAUUCAACUCUGGGCGAUGUUCUUCUGCCGAAAUUGGAGACCUUUGAAGCAUAUUCGAUAGGCUCUGGCUGCGAUCCCGAACGUGUUCGGGAACUGCUCGAGUCAAGGAUCAACUUCGCAGGUGAUGCUGGCAUCGCACGCUUGAAGAGCGCACGGGUGACCCACAAGCAGACGCGUAGUGAGUGGGAAGUUACAGAAUGCGGGACAAUCAAAGUUUCUGGGUAUAGCGAUGAUAGGAUUGACGGCCUCUACUACUUCUAA